ACUUGACAUUGACAAUCGAGCGGCAUUUGUGGCUUACGUGUUAUAAAAGUCUAAGAAAUUCAAAGAAUUAUAUUUGGUUCUUAUAACUACAAAAUGACUUCAGUUGUAUCUGUAAUUCCUAAACUUUACCAGGAGUACACUAACAAAACCCCAAAGAAGCUCAAAAUUAUCGAUGCUUAUUUACUUUAUAUAUUUUUGACUGCUGUUAUCCAGUUCGCUUACUGUUGUCUUGUCGGCACAUUUCCCUUUAAUUCAUUCCUGAGUGGUUUUAUUUCUACUGUGAGCUGUUUCGUUCUAGCAGUGUGCCUGAGGUUGCAAGUAAACCCUGAGAACAAGACAGAGUUCCUGGGCCUGAGUCCGGAGCGGGGUUUCGCAGAUUUCAUCUUUGCUCAUCUUGUCCUGCACAUUGUCGUCAUCAACUUCAUAGGUUAAAAUAAUAAUAUGUUACUAAUAUUAUAUUUUAUGUUCACAAAUUUGCUCUAAUAUUACAAAAAAUGGUGUCUUAUGUGGAAUAAAAACAAACUUUUCCAUUAGUAAUGUUUUAUUUUGACUAGUUUUGAAUCAAUUUUAAAACAAUGUAUUUUAUACCGAGUAGUGUAACAACAGUUAACCUAUCUUAUAAUAACUGUAAAUGUAUGGUCAACUUAUUUAAAGUAUAUAAAUAAGUACCUUGCAAUGUAAUGGCCUUUGUUUUUACACAACUUUUCUGUUAAAUUCAAAAUAUUGUCAACCCCAUAAUCAUUAUCUUCCAAGGAUUAAAUUCCAAUGAUAAAAUCAAUUGCAAUUUAAAUAAAAUUUUACUUAAAAAGUAAACUGCAAUUUAAAGUGUUUCAGGUUGGAUACAGUUUUUCUUGAACAUUUACUUAGCUUAUAAUUUUGAGGGUUUCCCUUGAUAAACUUUAAACAAUAUAUGGACAUUUAGUAUCUUUUUAAAUUAUUAAAAAAAUAGCAAUUCAUAGGCCAAGACAUAAAUAAAUAAGUGAUACAUAUAAUUAAAUACAAUACAUAUAUCUAAACUUUUAAAAAAAUAAAAAUAUAUUUUUUAAAUAUUAACAAAACUUAAUUUCUAUUAUGAAAAUGAAGUACAGUGGUACCAUACUUUUUUUGUUUUUUUUUUUAAUACAUGUAAAUAAUGUACGAUAACAGACGGAGAGAACACACAUUCUACUCGAAUCACACUGCCAUAUGACAAUUUUGUUUAAGAAAUUUCUAAGGGGUUGCCAAUUGCACUCUUAUCCAUAAAUACAAUAAGCAUUAUUCCAUCUUAUUUCCUUGUCAAAUAUUAAAAAUCAAGAAAGAAAAAGCUACAUACAUAUGUCACUAAAAUGUAUGAUUGUAGUACAUUUUUUUAUGAAUAUAAAGUAUCUACAAUAAUUUAGAUUGCCAUAUGUACACAGUUGUUUCAUGUAAAAGUAGAAGACGGUUAUCUCCGUCUAAAUAAAUACAAAAAUGAAAUGUAUAAAUUUUUUUGGAACAGAUAAAUUACACAUUUAAACAUUCCUAGAGAUAAAAAAUAUGAACAGACAUAUUAUGUAUGUAGGCGAAAAUUAUUGUUUCUAGUUAAGCAUGCAAUAACAAUAAGUAAAAUAGAAAAAUACACUCUGAAAUUUUUGUAGAAAAAUAAAUAGUAGCCGUAUAAGUCGACGACAACCAACACUUGUUGGCGACGGCGAGGACAUGGACAUAGAUAACAACAAACGAUAGAUGAGUGAGUUUUUUCUUUUUUCACUUUUUUUCUUCACUCAGUUUUAGGGUUGCCUGAUGUAUAGUUAAAAAUGUUGCUUAUUUAUGGUAAAUUUCACAUUAGGCUUUGAAAUCUUUUUGAAUAAGCAAGCUCAUAUCAGAAUCUGGCAACCCUAAUCACUAAUGCUUAAAUUACGUUAAACUACAUCCAAUUUUCUAAUGAAAAUAUCACAAAAAGUGAAUAAUUACGACUA
Plodia interpunctella (Indianmeal moth) is the source of this 1937-nucleotide messenger RNA. RefSeq names its product Defender against apoptotic cell death 1 (gene Dad1). The record is from RefSeq and is a predicted model, not a curated record. Bases 94 to 432 code for a protein of 112 amino acids. The transcript is spliced from 2 exons. Gene Ontology annotation, biological process: protein N-linked glycosylation. Gene Ontology annotation, cellular component: membrane; oligosaccharyltransferase complex. Lineage: Eukaryota; Metazoa; Arthropoda; Insecta; Lepidoptera; Pyralidae.